AUGGUCCCGUGCGUCUCCUCCACCUCUCAAUUUCUUUUCUUUCCUUCAUGUCCAUACACCACCAUCCAAAGAAUCAACAGCUGUGCUCAGAUGAGCAACACAGAAAAAGCAAUGAAACUAAAGUGAAAGAAGCAUCCAAAAAGAGAGAUACUAGUCUAUUUUGCUCAAAGCUAGCAUUUCCCCACUUGCACUCAACACAAAAUCUGUGAUUUACCACAAUCAUUUCAUGUGAGUCAUUAAAGACAAAGGUAGAUAAAGCCUACUCUAUGUCUAUAUAAACCAGUACUCUCUUCUACGUAUCUGCAAGUCUCUGGCAAACUAUCUCUCGUAUUACUCUUCAUCAACCUUAUCACUUCACCAGAGCUAGCCAUAAGAUGAAGCUACUCUUGAUUUUUAUCUCCAUCCUGCUCAUUCAGGCUUUUGUAGGGAAUUCAUUCCUUAGCAACGCUGCAAAUUCUCCAGCUAAUAUGGAUGAAGAAAGCGAUGUGGUAGCUAUUGAUAAGAAACAUUAUCCUAAAAGAAUCAAUUGUGGUUAUUUAUGCGCAAGGAGAUGCAGGGCAUCGUCAAGAAAGAAUGUAUGCCACAGAGCAUGCAAAACUUGCUGCAACAGAUGCCGGUGUGUUCCACCAGGUACCUAUGGCAACAAGAGUGCAUGCCCAUGUUAUGCAAGCCUUAGGACCCAUGGAAACAAGCCCAAGUGCCCUUAAAUUUCAUGCAACUAUUUAGUUCCUGGUGUGCAGGACAUCCUAAUGUCUUUUGAAUGUUGAUUCUACUAUUUCCUAGCUGGUUAAUCUAUGUGUUACCUAAUAAGGGGAUAAAAUCAAGCUAUGCUUGAGGAUUUUUAACGCCUCAUCGAGAGGAAUUUGUUCUGGUUAUAAUUAAGUAAUUAUAUAUUUUGUCUCCAUCUUUAUACUCAGUAUGUAUUUUGUCAAAUUCUGUUCGAACCUCUCUGCUCUUUUUCUUUCUGAUUAGUGAAAUAGGAUAAAGGCAAAGAUUCUGCACUUCCUUGGGGAAAAAGGAAAAACAUUAAAAAGCACUGGUAAGGUGGUUACCUCAAUUUAGGUGGCUAUUAUGAAUGCAUAAUAGCCCUAAUCUAAUUGAGUUUGUUCCUUUCUUUAUAAUAUGAGAGCAAGUCACAGUCACAUUUAUUA
Messenger RNA from Populus euphratica (Euphrates poplar), 1151 nucleotides. RefSeq names its product gibberellin-regulated protein 9-like. The record is from RefSeq and is a predicted model, not a curated record. Lineage: Eukaryota; Viridiplantae; Streptophyta; Magnoliopsida; Malpighiales; Salicaceae. Bases 375 to 707 code for a protein of 110 amino acids. The transcript has 4 exons.